UUGGUGGAUUCAGGUACGCUACCCCCGCCGCCGCCGCCGCCGCCGCCUCCACCUGUCUCAAAGGAGGUGGAAUGUGCUUGGGAUUUCGUGUCUGCGGAGACUCACCUGGGAAAUAUAUUACGUCAGUGCGUUGGUGUGCGUUCGAAGGAAGGAGGGAGAAAGGGAAAAAGAGAGGAAGAGAGAGCAGGGGAAAGAAAUAAAUCCCACGCGCUUUUAUUUCUGUGAUGAUUGUGUAAGAUAAAUGAUAAUCAAUAAUUGUUUGGUGUGAAUCUUGUGAGCGGACGCGUAUUCGAGUGCGUCCAUUUCCCCUGUCUCGUUGUUGUUCGUAUAUUUAAUGCAUAAUUCAUGAAGAGUCAGUGAAAUCCCGAUAAAAGAGCGAUUUUGGAAAGGAAAAAGAGAGAGAAAAGGAAAAAAAUGUUGAUGUGACGUCUCUGCCAUCCUGAACCCCGGGAUAAUCACACCGCAUACUUUCCGAACGGGAUAUACGCACACGCACGCACGCACAAAACCCCCUCGUGUUUGGACAGAUCUCGAGUGUUUGUUUGUUUGUUUUUUCACCGGAUUAAAACACAAACGGGAGCGACGACCAUGUGCGCGCUGGAGUCGGCGUCAUGAGGCUGAAGUUCAACCAGCCCAACACGAGCCACAACCGGCAGGAAACCACCCUAGUCCACCCAGUCACCCAGAAGUCGGCCGUUCACGCUGAGGCCAUCCACUCCCCCCCGGCCUCCACCCUCAGAUUCGAGGCGACCUCCUCAGCCCCCAACACCAACACACUCUCGAGCAGCGACACGAAAAGGGGGGGUGGAGGACGCCGGUCAGGAGGCUCGUGGGUAAAGAGCCCAGGAGUGCGGCGCCCCGAGGUAUCCCAGGUGACGCUGCAGGGAUGGCUGUACAAGCAGGGCGCCGACGGCCUGCACCUCUGGAAGAAGAGGUGGUUCGUCCUCUCCGAGUACUGCCUGUACUAUUACAAAGGUCCGGACGAGGAUAAGGUCCUGGGGUCGCUGCCUCUGCCCUCGUUCAAGAUCAGCCCCGUGGACUCCGAGGACCGCGUGUACCGCAAGCAUGCGUUCAAGGCCGAGCACCAGAACAUGCGCACCUACUACUUCGCGGCGGAAACCAAGGACCAGAUGGCUCAGUGGAUGAACGCCCUGUCGCUGGCCUCCAUCCUGCAGAAGGACACCAGCCUGGAGGAAAAGUGGAGCAGCGGAAGCAGCGCGCGCCGGAGUGAGCGCCCUUCGGUCUCGUCCUUGGCGUCGACGGCCUCGCCCUCAGCCGACGAGAGCGACUCCGGCUUCCACGGCUACAGGUCGAGGAGGUACCGGUCCCCAGACGGCCGGUCUCUGGACGAGGCAAGCGAAUCAUCCCGACUCCAGGGCGACCGCCUGAACACUUCGUGCGACUCGUCCUUGAUCCUGCGGCCCGGCGAACGGCAGCCCCUGUACGCCAACGCCCCGCCCAAGCCCAAGCGGCUGAACUCCUCCAGGGACUACAGCACCUCCCCGGAGCGGUCUCCCGAGCGGGACGAGAGAGACCCGCGGAUCUACACGGACCAUGGUGGCGGCAACGGCGCCGCGGACUCGCGCUCGCCCGACGCCCGAGGACUACACUUCCAUCCUCCCUCCGCCGAGCGCAGAACUCCCGACGCGUACGGAGUGACGUCGGGCGGCGCGCGCGGGGAUUACGAGGACGUGUAUGGCGACAGCAAUGGCUCCAGCUCCCUAGCGCAGAGUCCCAUCCGGAAGCCCGAGCAGCGAGACUCGUUCGCCUCGUCCAGGAGCGGCGGGACGAGACUCUCCGAGGAGCUGCAGCUAGCCGACCCCAUGAGGCCCACCUUCCGUGGCCAGGAGGACACGCUCCCCCGUGUCUCGCACCCGGACCCGCACCAUCGCCACCGGCCGCAGGGGCCGCCACGCCCGCACAGCGCCGACUUCCUGGAGUACGACAGGCGGCACGGCAGCAACGACAUGUGGUCCUAUCGACGCGGCAGCGGCGGCGACCUCCCGAGACCCAACGAGAUUCGGCCCAAGUCGUCCGUGGGUCAGAGCGACCUGGAUCACUGGUCGGAGGAAAAUUACGCUCAAAAGAUGCGGCAGUCGUCGUUGUACCACACACACAUGCACAGCAGACCCACGUCGAGAUUCUCGGCAGCGGGGAAGGGUGAGAGCCCUGUCAGUGACCACCACCAUUUGCACAGCCCCCACGGCGUCCCUCAACGUGUGCCACCUGCUGGGGCCGCCACGCCCGAUCUCUACACGCCACACAAACCCUCGAACAUGGCGCCGGGUACCACGAACAGCCUGCGACACGGCAUGGUUGGGGACAGCAGGCCAGCCUCGAGACAAGACCUGAGUCAGGAUCCCCGGGCCGAUGUAAGGCCCGACCUGAGACAAGACCCGAGGCAUGACCUCAGGCCAGACCCAAGGCUCGACUCCAGACCAGUGCACAUGCGAUCGGAGCCGAGGCAAGAUCCGCGUCAAGGGAUGGCACCCGAAGUGCACAGACAACACAAUCAUGAGGAUCCUCACAACAGGUCGGACACAUCGCCCAACACGACGCUCAACAGUGUGCCUACCCCCCCGGGCAGCUAUCAGAACAGUGCCUCUCCCAGUGGCAGCGCCAACAACAGCUUUAUGAGGUCGGCGUCUGCGAGGUUGCCACGGCACAAGUUGCAGGAUGAUAUGAUGAACACCUCAUUGCCUGACGAUGGGUCGGAUGGAGACACCAAAAAGAUGCAACAGAGAGAGGAAUCUAUGAAAAGGCUGCUGGAGUGGAAACAGCGAAUGUUGCAAUCACCCUUAACACGGAAGACCUCCCCUCGCCAAGAUGCAACUGCAACGCCACAACCUCGAACAAACAGCGAAGCUUAUAGGCAACAAGUCCUAAACGAGCUUGCAACUCAGGAAGCCAGAUCAAAAAGUGUCCAAAGUCACGGGCAUGGCCAGAGCCAGUCCCCUGGGAGGCCCCUAGGACAAGUGCCGCCCUCUGGGCCUGUGCCAGGAAAGCCCCACGGCUUCUCGCCGAAUGGAUCAGCUGGACUGCACCACGGGGCAGGAAGUCAGCCAGGUCAGGUAUCUAGUGACUGUUCUGUACCCCAGGAGUACAUGAGUGCCAGUCCAAUGAGUCAGGGCCAUGUGAAUCAGAGUCCCAUGUGUGUAUCUGGUCGAGGACCCGGGGAGAGGCCGGCCCCUCAGGGGAGCUCCUCCCACCAGAGCUCCGACAGUGGGAGCAGUAGGAGGAGGGAAGGCCGGAGGGAGAAUUCCAGGACCAGGCAUGUCAGUGGAGGAGACUCGAGAAGGUCUGCCUCCGCCUCGAGAUAUAACAGCUACUCAUCGGAUGAAGAAGAUCUGCUGGAGGAGCGUGAGACUCGAAAAAGGACUCGACGCAACUCGAGGAGAAGCAGUGCCGAGUUGAGUCGCGACGGACGAAGGGCAGGCACCACGCCGGAAGGCAGAUAUCCAGCCUGGCCGGAAAAACGCAGUCCCGAGGAUAUGGACGUUUCCAGGGAUUUCCGGGAUGAAAAUAGGAAUGAGCUUAUGAGUGAUAGUUUUGUGCAGCAGCCAAUGCAUGCGACGCCUACUUCGUCGCCUGAUUAUGUGAAUAUAAAUGUAGUGAGUGAAUCGUGUGAUCCUAAAUAUUCAAAUAAAUUCAGAGGUAAAAGUAAUGCCUCAGAUGUAGAAAAUAUUUGCAGUGAGAGAACAGUGAGCCAACGUGCUGAACCUGUGUUCAUUGAACAGCAUGAAGGCUAUGAUGAAGUGAGAAGGUUUGAGCCACAGCAUCUAGAAAAUGAACAAAAUCCCAAUGCAUCUAGGAAUUUUGAACAGAGUUAUGUUUACAGUGACCGCUUUUAUGCUACAAGAGAUCCCUAUUAUGUAUCUGAUGUUCAAAUGCCAGCAAUAAAUGAUCAUAGAUUUGACGAUGACAAGAAUACCAGUGCCCCUGUGAAUAACAUUUCACAAAGAGAUCUGAACACUUCAUAUGAUUCCAAGACUUCGUCACAAAAUAAGUACCAACAGGUGAACAAUAUUUCCUUUGAAAAUGAGCAAAGGAGGCCCUCUGUGGACAUGAACAAGAAUUCGCACCACAGUCUGCAUGGAAGGGAUGGCAAAGACUUCCAGAGCUAUGAUAGUACAACAGGUUAUCCCUCUUAUGACUCCCACAUUGCUCACAAAGGCGAUAGUUUGAACUCCCACAUUUCUCAAAGAGGCACAGGCUUUCAAGAUGAUACCACUUCCACUGGCAAAUAUUCAGACAGUGGUUAUGAUACUUUGCGUGCAGAAAUGCCCCUCCGACGCGAAGAGAACAGAAAUCCUCAUGGUGGAUCCCUGUGGAAAGCAGAUAGUUUAGAGAGUAGCCCUGAGUGUUCGAGUGUUGUAAGAAGAAGGGGGUAUGAUCGUGCUGGUAGAAGGCCGGAAACAUGGAGCCCUGAAAAGUUUGACAGGUCUUGGGUGGGAAGGCCGAUGGGCCCAGAUCUGAAAUCCAAAGUGGACGAAUCCAAGGUCGUGAAGGAAUACAGUUAUGAAUACAUUACUCCUGAUAAGAACUGUGAAUCGUCACCCCAGGAGAAUUUUAGAAAUAUGUCCAAUUCCCUGAAAAAGUCAACCCCAGUUUUACCAUGUUUAGAAAGUCCAAAAAUGGUACAAGAAACUCAUCAACAGACUCAGAGUCAGAUGAAUUUGGUGCAAGAUAGGAUAAAGAAAUUUACUAGCAACAUUGAUGCCAAAGAAAAUCAUAUCAAUCAUAGUGAGGAAUCACGCAUUAAACCCUUAAAACAUAGCGAAUCAAAGUCACAAAUAGAUAAUCAAAUGAAUAACUCAGGCUUACAUGAGCAGCCUUCAAGAAACCUAAGAGAACCCCUGAAGGAACCCUUGAAACCUGUGUCUCAAGUCAGAAGUUCAGAAGCUCUUGUAUCACCCCUGAAAGCUGAGUUCGCCACCUCGGAAUCCACUAUGGUGACAGCUCAAGAGGCGCAAGUCAAGAACAUAUCUGAUUAUAAGAGGAGAGAUGAGGUUAUUGGUGCUGCUACCAUGGAAGAAGGAGUGGCAAAUCUAAGGUAUGUCUCGAGUCCAGAGCCUUCAAGUUUAGAGUACAGAGAACUGAGAAGCCCUCAGGAUAUCAUGGAUUCAAGGCUUAGCAGAACCAACAUCAGAAAGUUUUUGUUUGAUGACGAUUCUAAGCCUGAGGCUAACAAACAGCAUGAAAAACCAUUAAAUCCUGUUAAGCCUCCUUUGAUGAAGAAACCAGCACAGCCUAGAUCUGUGAAGGCUCUCCUGAAGAAUUUUGAAGAGAGGAGCAUAGAACACAUGGAGAGGGUCAGUAUGAGUCAAGAUGUAUCAAGGAAGAAGUUCCACAGUGACUCAGAAAUGCUGUCCAACGAGAGCUCAAGCGAUGAGGGCCCUUGUGAUGACCAGUACAAUGCAUUGCCAGAGAAGACACCAGUGUCACCUACCACAUCUGUUCUUGCAGAUCUGAGGAAGUCGGCAGAUGACAAGAAGGAGGAGAUUGCUCCCAUUGUUCCUCCUCCAAGGCCACCAAAGAAGCCAACAUUAGGAGGAGAUAUGGACGUAGUUAUGGCCCCAGCCUAUCUGAGACUAAGUUUAGCAGAAUCUAUUCAAGAAUCCUUGAAGGUGCAGGAGGACAGUGACAGUGGAGGGGAAGAGGCAAGUUGGAUGGACACCACAUUGAACAGUGAGCAAAGUAGAUUGCUUUAUCCUCCCUCUGAGCAUGACACGUCUAUUGUAAUAGACCUGGAUAAGCCACCAGAGGAAGAUGCUCCACCACCUCCUAUUUGCCCAACAAGUGGAAUUCAGAGCCCUCUACCUCGACCAAAUCCUUAUAUAGAGGAGAACUACUUACCAAUGAGCCCACCUAAAAAGCCAAGCCAUGGAUCAGGUAUUCUUGCUCCAGCAAGUUCUUGCAGUAGUCUGAGCAGUAAGCAUUUGCCUACUCCAGAGCCUGUAUACCCUGAUGCCUUUGCAAAAACGGAAUAUGAGGAACACACUUAUAUCGAGAUGAGUGGAGAUACAGCAUCCAAUAACACCCCAAGUAAUGCAAGCCUUCCUCCUCGACUUGAUCUCAGUAAAUUGGCUGGUGAGCAAACAUUUACUCCAGAGAGUCCUAGGUAUUACGAAAUUGGGGAUAAAGAUGAGCCCCAGCAUUAUGAGUACAUAUACAAGGGACAGUCUCAUUAUGAAGCUAUCUAUAUGGAAGUUCCAAACUCUGAAAAGGACGAAAAUCUAGUUGACGAAAAACCCCAGAUUCCAGAGAAACCAGAUGAACUAAAACUACAGCCUAAUUCUGAGAGGAAAUAUCCAUCAGACACUGCUCUUAAUUCCUCUCUUAGUAAGAUUGACACAAAGCCUCAGUCAAAUGUCUCUUCUGAUGCAGAUGAUGAAGCUUCCAAGGACCUUGAUAGUCUGGAACCCCCACGCAAUCCUCGCUUCAGCCUAUCGGACACUUUCCGUCCAGCUUCAUACUACUUAAGUGGAGCUGAACCGUCAAGUGAUCCUGAUGCCCAAGAUUCCUCAGAUUCUGACCUUGUUCCUCCUCCACCCAUACCUCUUAGUCCACCACCUAUGGACGAACUGGAAACUGGAGGACCAAAGGCAAAGAAUUUUGAUUUUGAGAAUCUAGAAACCCCUGAUCCACCUCCACAUCUCCGAAAUGCCCUGACCUCUUCAAGAUCACUCAGGGUCAGUCAGAGCAGCCUCAGAGAAGAUCUAAAUACUUCGAGAUCAUCUAUUGGCAAGGAAAAAAGGAUGUUUGAAAAGUCAGAAUCUUCCUCCAGUCUUCACUCUGAUAAACUGAAGAGAAGGCCAGUAUUUGAAGAGACUCUAGAGAGUCUUCAUGAUGACGAUAGUUUCAUUCUAAGGUCAGAGGAUAGGUAUCCUGCAUCAGCUGCAUAUCCAGAAGAUUGUACAAUGUCUGGAGCAGAAAAGAAUAUCCAGAGAGACAGACGGAAACCUUUCCCACAGUGUGCCGAAGAUAUUUUACUUCCUGGAGAGAAGCACGAACCCUCUGCCAGGCCAAAGUCAGCUCUGGAUCACAACAUGUCUUUCCAGAGCAACUUGGACACCUCGUUUUCAUCAGGAAAGAUUGAGAAUCCUUAUGUGAAUGAAGGUUUCCAGCAUAAUGCUCGCCCCAAUUUGAAUAAUCUUCAGGGUCCUGCAGUAGGCAGAGAGUAUUGUAAUAUACCUCCUAACUCAAAAGUUAGUCAGCUAGAAAGAGAAAGGUCAAACUCAACCGGUUCACGACCUAAGUCUCCUGACCCAUAUGCUGACAGAAAGGAGCUCUCCACUUACCAGAAUGUCCCUGCACCAAGGACAUCACUGCUGAAAAAGAACCCAAGUCAGCUUAUCUCAUCGAAUGCAGAACCAACGGGGUCUCCUAUGAUUGACGCCCUUCGUGGAGUUCAUAGUCCUGUUACCCAGCUGAGUGUCAGUCACCAACGUACAUCAUCAGAGGCUUCUUCUCGAGGAUUAGUGAGCCCUACAGCUAGUGUCCUUUCACUGGGUGGUGGCAACGUGGCUCCUAUACACUUAAGAGCUGCUUCCAAUGUGUCAGUAGGAAGUGAAUCAAGCCCUCGCUCUGCACCUUAUUAUUACUCUGAUGUGAUUCGUGAUGAGGGUGCAGCACUUGCUGAUGGGAUGGUAGGCACUCCAAGAUCAAGAUCCUACCAGCUCAAUAAUCAGCGUGAUCUUGAAGCUAAUAAAAGGCAGGACAUAGGUCGUAAAGUAAAUCAGAUCACCAGUGCUUCAGAUUUUGAACAGAGACGUGAGAGAUUGACUCAAAACCACAGUCUGGCUCAUGAAUUGAGAACUUCAGUUGAGUUUCUUGAAGGAAAAACUGUAACUUCUCCAGACGAACGUAAUGUCUAUGAUUCUGACACACUUCGUAAAAUGAAGCGUCGUGCUUAUACCCCAGACCCGGAACUUGAUGCCAAGAAUGUGUUUCCAUAUGGUCUCUCAGUGAAAAUGGACUCUCCUUCAGCAGGUCCUCAAAUGGGCCACCGUAGAACGAGGUCAUUAGAGGGACUUUUAGAUGAACCUGCUCGGCCUUUUGCAGGUGGAGCAAGUAAUACCUUGCCACCACCUCCAGAAAAUUCUCAGUCUUUCAAUGGUCCAACACAACACAACGCAGGUUGUGCCAAACCAGGUGUUCCACAGAUUGCCACAUCAGCACCCUUGAGAACGAGUCAAGGAAGUUCCAUGGGAUCAAGUGUAUCACCACCACCACAUCUUGUGACUGCACCUCAUAGAGGUGCCUUCUCCCAGCUCACAAGUCAACGUGCAUCUGUCAGUAGCUUACAUAGUAGUGGCAGUGUGCCACCAGGAGCAACCUCCCCGUACGCUACUUCUCCCUUGCCAAUAUCACCCUUGCCUCCGUACCAAAUUGGCAGUCGUGAUAGUCUGGUCAGUAGGGAGAGCACCGCGAGUCGGAUCAGCUUUCAUGAACCCCGUAGUCCCCAUCAACCACGCAGCCCUUUAAGCCAUGACCAGAUGACUUUUCAGGAGAGCCAGGAAUGGGAAGACGACAGUCAAUGGCGGGAACAGCUUCGCCGUGCAUCCUUGAGGCAUACCCGUUCCUUAGAGACUCUGGACGAAGGACGCCCCCGAAGACCCGGCGACGGAGGGAGCAAUGAAAACCGUCCUCCAGCCAGGCUGAGUGUGCCAAACCACCAGCCGAGCAUGGAGGACCACAGCAGCCAGCGACUGCAGCAGCACAAGCUGGAUGAAUACACUGUUGACUACCGCGAGGGCCGCGUGGGUCCGAAUCAUUACCGAGGGCAUGGUAGUCAACACUCGGAGACCCUCGAGAGAACUCGAAGGGGCCUCACAUGCCUCGAGGGCUACGAGUGGGACGAGGCUGAAGAACGGUUUAGGAAACCGAACCCGCCCAGCAGGAUCCAGUCCCCCACGCACCAGCAGAACCACAAUGUCCAGCAUCAGCCUUUUUUAGCCGACGGCCUCCCACCUUCACCCGAGACGGAGCGCGAGGAGCAGCGUCAGUGGCAGGAGAGCCCGGCGCCGCCCCCCGCCCCCGGUCUGGCCUCGCCCCGCCCGCAGGAGCACCCUUCUUCGGCGGGCGGCGAUGAGAGUCCGGCCGGUUCCUCGGGGGUAGGAGGGAGGCCCGCCGACGUGAGCGAGGCCCGGCCCGACAGCGCCGCCUCUACCGCGGUUUCGCCCACGCCACAAGAAGCCACACCCACACCCACACCGACAAGCAGCGCCUCUCUCACCGCUCCGGAUGUCAUCCCCACUCUUGACGUCAAGUUGGGUGAGAGUCUACCUCGCCGACCUGAUCCAAACGCACCCAACUCCGGUGUAUCACAGGGUUCCACCCACGCCCACGCUCACGCCCAUGCUCAGAAGUACCACCACCCGCACGCCCAUCACCAGAACUACCAGCACCACCCCCACCCCCAUUCGCAAAACCCCUACCACCACUACAAGAGCGACGAACUACACAAGUACUCCAACCACCCCGGCCAGAACUACCAAAGCAACGGUCCCUACGCCAACAGCUACCACAGUGGUCAUGGCUACCACUCGAACUACCCCGAGGAGCACGCUAACUACCCCAACAACUUCAAGGCUCCCCACAACCGGGCGCCGAACUACCAGGACAACCAGGGGACCAACCCCAACAACUACAACAACACCCUCAACAGCCAGCGGGGUGUCUUGAACGGCUCCUACAGACAGCCUAGUCACUACGACUUCCAGGACUACCACAACUUCAAGAACCACCAGCAGGACUACAAGAACCACCAACAGGACUACGGCACCUACGGGAAGCACCCGCGCCACCACGACCAGCGCAUCAACGGGCGUGUGGGCGGAGCCGACCCGCACCAGCAGUAUUCCGACUCCGAACUGACCGUGUCCAAGCAGCAGCAGACGGCGGCGGCGGCGGCGGCAGCGGCUGCGGCGGCGGCCCAGGAGGGCGUGGAGGUUCGGGGGCUGCAGGGCGUGAGCGCGGGGGAGCUGCUUGGUAAGACUCACGAGGAGCUGGUGCUGCUCCUGAUCCAGCUGCGGCGCCACCACUCGGCGCUCCAGGCGGCCCGCCACCACGCCCGCCUCGAGAGAGACUCGCAGGCCCGCCUUGCGCACCUGGACGGGGAACACCGGGAGGACCACCUGCGCCGCCUGGCUGCCCUUAACCACCACCUGCACGAUCUUGAUAAGCAGUAUGAGAUGGGCAAACCCCUCAUCAACCUUGUAGACAACAUGGUCAAGCUUGGGUCGCUGUAUCGAGGCGGCGACUCGAGGCUGUCUGCUCCUCGCGAUUCUCAGAGGCCGAGGUCGUACUAUCCAGCAGAUGGCUAUGACUCUCUUCAGUUCUCAAGAAGAAUUCAGGAAAGGAGAAUAGUAGCAGAAGACAUGCAAGAAUAUGAGUUGGCAGCGGCAGAUCAGGCUGACUUAGAGGGAAAAGUGAUGCAAUUGUAUAAGUUGGACAAGAACCUACAACAAGAGUCACUGACCAUUCAGAGCUUGCAGAGAGAGAAGGAGAUGCUGGAACGCACCCUAGUAAACCUGAAUUCCAAGUCUCACGGAGCAAAUGAGGGACCAGUAGAACUUGAACGGAGAAAGAAACAGAGACGGCACUUGGAACACGAGCUAUCCAAACUCCGUGCUCACCUUGCUGUGUCUGCAAGGAAAUUAGAAGAGACUGCCGCUGAGAACAGCCGGCUAGAGCAUGAGAUGAUGAUGCUUCGCCAAAAGAUUCAGGUAACCAUGGCACGCAACUGCCAGAGGGAGUCAAGCAGCAGUGCUGAAACACGCCACAUCGAAGCAGAAAUGGUUCGCGUGCAAACACUGUUAGAAGAUCUACAGAGACGGAGAAUUGAACUGAGUCAUCAGAUCCAAAGAUUAACAUCAAGUAACCCAGGCAUUGAGCUGAGACCCUCCCCCACUGGCGUAGUGGGUGCUGCCCCUGUGCCUGCAAGGAAGAGAAGAAGCACUUGGCUUGAGACUGACCUGGACGCCAUGAUAACGAGGGAUAGGGGCUUAGACCCACCUGAGGAUGAGAGGAUGCCCAGUCACCCUGUGUAUGUGAAUGCUUCAGGAUAUCCAGACAAGCCUCUGUUAAAUGGGGACCUUGGAGGAAGUGCCUUGCUGGGGCUUGACCGUGAUGCUGCAGAUAACCAACCAGAUGGUGAAGAGCAGCAGCAGUCUGGGAGCCAUCUGGAUAUCAAUGAUGCAGAUGACAGAAUGAAGAGAUAUUAUGGUAUCCUCCCUAAAGAGAAACCACUGGAAAUAAAGACUGUGCGCAUAGUGAAGAGAGAGUCAACAGAGCGAAAGAAGGACCGUAGUGUUGGUGGAAAGCGGGUGACGAUCGGAGAGAACAACCUGACUUACGUGACGGAAGAUGACAUUGAGAGCGACGGUCUGUCAGACGUUGAGAAUGAACCGCCCAUUCCUUCCUUUGCUUCAAGGUCAGCCUCACUGCCUCGGAACUAUGGACGAAAUGGGCCAGGAGAACGUGUUAGCAUGAUGGCAGCAAUGAUGAGGACGAGUGUUGGAAAUGCAGGCACCAUGACACGACCCAAUAAUUUAGCUCUGAAGAAAUCAGCCGAGUGGAAGGCUAAGGGUGCCAGAUCACGUGACGACUGUGAUAUGGUCAGAGCCUUGAGACCACGAAAUCAUCCUGAUGUUGUUAAGUCAACACUUAGCACAAGAGAUCUCCGAUUUAAUGAGACAACAAUUGAUUCUAUACUUGGUGCUCCAGAUAAGAUAUACAUUCCUGAGCGAUAUAUGCCGGAUGAGGAUGAUGAGAAAGAACCAACAGAAGAAGAGCGGGCACAAAGAGAGCAGAAAGCAGAAUCGAUCCGGAAGAUGCUCAGUGAAACGCAAACAACUGUCACCGCCACUGACAACCCAGAAGUCAAAAGUGAGACGAGUGAAACGGCGGCCAGUUCCUCCUCAGCUUUCAAAGCCAAGAUUGCAGCAGAGAAGAAGGAACGAGAACAUCUCCUUGCACUGAAUCAAAUCCUUGCUCGUCAGGUCAUGGAGAAAAGCCGUGUAGUUGCAG
Penaeus vannamei (Pacific white shrimp) is the source of this 12033-nucleotide messenger RNA. Lineage: Eukaryota; Metazoa; Arthropoda; Malacostraca; Decapoda; Penaeidae. The record is from RefSeq and is a predicted model, not a curated record.